Chilo suppressalis (striped riceborer) is the source of this 2473-nucleotide messenger RNA. NCBI's taxonomy places the organism in Eukaryota, Metazoa, Arthropoda, Insecta, Lepidoptera, Crambidae. The record is from the annotation of a GenBank genome assembly.
UGCCGAGCUACGCGUUUACAAAACGCGCCUCGGACAAUUAAACAAUUGGGAGCCCAGAGUGGAUAAGUAGACGUUAAGAAAAAACAGAUUUUCCGUUUCAGAUAAUAAUGAAAUGACAACAAUGGAGCGGUUUGCGCAAGGCGUUCGCACGGCGAAGGAGCGAGUGGGGCGUAUUUUAUAUAGGAGAGUGAAGUGCGCCGGCGCAGCCGUAGCGUCGUCAUGUAGCUACGGCUGCCCAAGCGAGAUGAUCCUCCUCGUACUCCUCGCGUGUCUCGCCACAGCCUCCGCUCAAAACACCACCGAACAUGCCACCACUGACGUUAUACAACCAGCGACUAAUUCCACCAAAGAAAUCCUCAAGGCCAGCGAAACAGCUGACCCCGCGAAGGUAGGAAUCGUGAAACAAAUUCGACGUCUGAACGAAGAUGGCUCCUACACUAUCGGCUAUGAAGCUGACGAUGGUACCUUCAAAAUCGAGAGUCGGGACGUUCUAGGAAAUGUGAAAGGAACUUUCGGAUACGUAGACAAGGACGGCGAAAUAAAACGUGUGACUUAUUCAUCUUCGAGUGACGUUACACCAGCUCCGGUGCCGGUGACGACGAGCACCACUCCCAGCACGCCUACAAUGGUAAUAAGAGUGAAUAAAACAGUGUCUUCCACUACUAGGAGGCCAUUAGGUACUAUAGUGUAUCCCACUAGGAGCAGUUUUACUACCAGAGGAACAGUGAUCCAAAACAUUCCUAGAAGACGUCCGAUACCGAGUUCCACCAGAGCUACCACUAGCGCAGCUGAAACUACGACAGAAAAACAAACGGCCGAGGAAACUACUAGCAACAUCUUAAACCUUUACAAGCCCAAGUCAGAAGAAAGUGUUAAAACGCGUACGCAAAUGCUAAAACCUGUUGCAGUGACAGUGAAGGACGAUUUAAUAACGAAGCAAACCACGACCAAGUUACCUCAAACAAUAAAACCAGUGUACGAACACGUGAAAGAAGAUAGCGAUUCGAACAAAGCGAACACGAUCCGUAGGGAACUCACAGAGACGAGUCCGAAUCCUCAUAUGGUGAGCCUGCGGCAGUCCGCUGGUGAUGACUCCACAGAUGUUUACGGCAGUCAUUUAUCUUUGGGUACAGUGCGACCAUUGUUCACGACUACUACCCAGCGUCCCAGGCUUGUGCCAAUACAUUCCCUAGUAGCUGCUAGACAGAAAAUACAACAACAAUACCAAGAAGUUCCCAUUCAAGAGCAGGAAACGACUAUUGAAGCCAGUACCGGACGCGUUUUCGACCACGAAAAUGUUGUGACUUCAAAUCCUGUUCCAGUCAUCCACAUACCACCCGAAAGGUACGACGAGAGGCUGUACCAGCAGCCGAUUUAUAGAAGACCACCAGCAGCAGUACAGUUUAGAACGAACGAGUACUUGAAAGACAAUCCUGGUUCUCCUGUUCCAAUAGGUAACCAGCGGCCCUUUCACCACUACGAAUAUCAGAACAAAGUAUUGGAGCCUCAGUACGUGAAAGAAACCUCUCCUCCACCUCCACAAACCAAACCGACUACUCCUGAGCCAGUGACGGUACCGUACGACGCGAGACCGGUGACUCGAAUAAUACCAAUACCAGUGGACGAUAGAGGAGUGCCUAUCCACGGUUAUCAGGCGAGAUUCAUCAACCCAUACAGGCCAACACAACCUCCACCAAUGGUGUACCAGCCGAGAUACGAGCCAGUAGACGAGAUGAACUCCAUCUCCGCUCCAGUGAGUACUAGAGAUUUGAGACGUUUGCUGCACAUCCUGAUUUUAAGGCAGAAUCGCUUGCAAGCUUUGAUGGAUCAACUAGUGGCUCCUGGACCGCCUUACCAGCCUGUUCAACUGUUCAGGCAAGAACCUCAGUAUUACAACAGAUAUGAGGCUCCUCGUCACUACCAGGAUGAAGACCGGUACGAUUAUCGAUAUGAGCAGCAGCAACAACAACAGCAGUACAGGCAGCAAGACGCUUAUUCUAAUCAGAUGUCUAACUACGAGAAUCCUCAGUAUGAAAGCCAGCGAUACGUGCCAAGAAGGAGAUUGUACAAUAGACCUUAUGAUACAGCCAGUUCGUCGUCGAAUCGUAUUGAGGAUUCACCAGAAUACCUGCCUGCGGACAUUCGUGAAGCGCUGCUUCUGAAGAUGCUGAUGUUAGCAAUUAAUCCUGACUUCAUGCCUACCCCGCCACCUCCUACCGAAUUGACGACGGCUGCUCCUCCGAGGAAACAAGUGAGAAACGUACAGAUCCUCGGGGAAGAAGGCUCCGUGGAGGAAGCGAAAAGAGCACCCAUGCAAGAGCACUGAGGUAAAAUUUCCAAUGUACCUAAUUUAUUCAGUGAUUUAAUAUAUUGCCAGUAGAAUACUCACCUGAAAAUGUACAUAAUGUUUAUUUUAGUAAAGUGUUUAAAUUUUUAACAAUAUUGCUGUUUGAUUUCGUUUGCCAAUUUCAAU